Rotaria sp. Silwood2 is the source of this 1110-nucleotide messenger RNA. Lineage: Eukaryota; Metazoa; Rotifera; Eurotatoria; Philodinida; Philodinidae. The record is from the annotation of a GenBank genome assembly.
AUGAAUGGAUACACAUUCAUCCACUCUGGAGCAGUGGGAAAAGAACGUUCAAGAGCGGCUCACGGAGCAGCUGUGUGCCUGGACCCAAAAGCAUCUCGUGCUUGGAGAAAUUCCGGCUCCAUUUGGAAAUCAGUCAACUCGAGGAUAGUAACUGUUCGCAUUAAAUGUCAGCCUAUACCGAUUACUGUUAUAGCCGUCUAUGCACCAGUGAACCCCUCAAAUGGCUUAAAAGCUUAUGUUGAGGCCUGUGAUGAGUUUUAUAAAGCUCUUCAAUCAUCAAUUGAUAAUACUAAUAAAGGCAAUAUCAUAUUGAUUAUGGGUGACUUCAACGCUAGAGUAGGAGUAGAACAGACUAGCUCAGCUCAGAGCGUAGUUGGUAAACAUGCAGUUGAUAAGCAGAACCAAAAUGAUCGUCGACUGGUUGAUUUCUGUCUGUUCAAUGGAUUCGUGAUUACUAACACAUUCUUUCCUCAUAAACCAGUGCACCAAACAACGUGGAUGCACCCGAAAACUAAACAAUGGCACAUGCUUGACUAUGUACUUGUUAAUCGUAAAUUUCGAAAUAGUAUCCAGGACGUUCGUGCUCAUCGAGGCGCAACUGGCGGCAUUGGGACGGAUCACCAUCUUUUAAGAGCUAAAAAUACUAAAGAGUGGUUCACACAAGAAAUAGCUGAUAUCGUGGACAAAAAAGCUAAAGCUUAUGUACAAUGGCAACGUCAUCGUGGUACAAUGGAUGAAAAUAAAUAUAGGAAUCAUUAUCGAACGUUGGCUAAGACAGUUAAAAAUAAAGUAGAGGCUAGACAACGAGAAUAUUGGGAAGAAAUAAGUGUUGACAUCGAAAAUGCAGUGAAAGACCACUACCCAGCAGCUGCAUUUCAAAUUAUACGACGCCUGUGUGGUAACGGCAUGAAUACGGAACACAUAGCGAUUCAUGAUAAAGAUGGAAACACAUUAACGAACAGUGAAGACCGAUUAAAUAGGUGGAGAGAAUAUUUCGAUGAAAUGUUCAACCUAAAUACAGUGGUUGAUGAACAAAAUAUUACAAAAAAUCCCAAAGCCAAUACUAGAUCAAAAGGAACUCUCUCAUCAGGAUGCUGUACCGACUAUUAG